AUGAAAUUUGACGAUAUAUUGGAAUACUUGGGUGAAUUUGGAGCCUACCAGAAAAGAUUGUAUAUAACAGUAUGCAUUCCAUCUAUUUCUAUUGCUAUGCAAGUUUUGCUUCCUGUAUUUAUUCUGGCUAUUCCUAACUUCAGAUGUGCUAUUCCAAGCUUCCCAAAUGAUACAUAUAUCAGCCAAGGUAAAUGGCAUGACGACUUGAUAAAUAAAACGAUUCCAACCGCAAAAGAUGGUUUAUCGAAAUGCAAAGUUUUUGGUUCGGAUGGAUCAGAGGAAUCUUGUGACAAAUGGGUGUAUGAUCAGUCAAUUUACGAGUCCACCCUUCUUAUGGACAUAAAGCUAAUAUGUGGAGAUGAAAUAUUACGAUCUCAUUCGAAUAUGAUUUUCUUUGGUGGAAAUCUUGUUGGGGCAUUUGGCUUGGGGUUGUUAUCUGACUUGAUAGGAAGAAAGAAAACACUUAUGUUGUCAAUUAUACUUCAUAUUGGAACCGGUAUUGGUAUAGCAUUUAUUAAUGAGUAUAUUGGUUUUUCUGUCCUGAGAUUUUUUAAUGGAAUGGCUAAUGGUGGUGUUUUUAUGACAGGAUUUGUCAUUGGAAUGGAGCUUGUUGGACCCAGUAAAAGAGCGCUAGCAGGAAUGAUCAUUAUGUUGUUUUGGGCCCUGGGACUAUUUGUGCUUGGGUUAAUUGCAUAUUUUAUACGUGAUUGGAGAACUUUGUCUCUGGCUGUAUCUUGUCCUUCUGUUGUCUAUUUAUCGUAUUGGUGGUUAUUACCAGAGUCUCCAAGAUGGCUGUUAUCAAAGGGUCGAGAAAAGGAGGCAGAGGAUAUCAUUAGAAAAGCUGCUAAGGUCAACAAAGUUGAACUUCCGCUCAAGCUAUUCGAUCAACAUACCCUGGACACAGGACCUCAAUCAAAGAUCUGGCACAUGUUCACAGAUUGUAGACUGUUGAUUGGAUCCUUGAUAAUAUUUUUCAAUUGGCUAGUGGUAAGCAUGGUGUACUAUGGUCUUGGUUUGAACGUAUCUAACCUCAGUGGAGAUCCAUACCUGAACUUUACCAUCGCCAAUAUUGCCGAAACUAUAUCUUACGUAUUAGCUAUUUUGCUGUUGAACAGAAUUGGAAGAAAACCUCUUCACUGUGGUGCUAUGUUACUUGGUGGGGUUGCCUGUUUAGCCACAAUGUUACCUGUCAUUUAUGCAAACCCAUGGGUUACAACAGCUUUAUCAAUGAUAGGAAAAUUAGGAGCUUCCGGUGCAUUUGCUGUGAUAUAUGUAUAUGCUGCUGAAUUGUUUCCCACUAUUGUACGGAAUUCUGGUUUAGGCACCAGCUCCAUGUGUGCCCGUAUCGGUGGAAUGAUAUCUCCGUACAUUGCAGACUCAGUGAUUGGUGGCGAUUUAAGGAUUGCUCUACCACUCAUAAUAUUUGGAGCAAGCAGUAUAAUAGCUGGUUUACUUUGUUUACUAUUACCAGAAACAUUAAACAGAAAGAUGCCAGAAACAAUUGACGAUGCCAAGGAAUUAAGCAGGUAG
Messenger RNA from Lottia gigantea (owl limpet), 1530 nucleotides. RefSeq lists its product as hypothetical. The record is from RefSeq and is a predicted model, not a curated record. Gene Ontology annotation, molecular function: transmembrane transporter activity. Gene Ontology annotation, cellular component: membrane. The transcript has 9 exons. The coding region runs from base 1 to 1530 and encodes 509 amino acids. Gene Ontology annotation, biological process: transmembrane transport. NCBI's taxonomy places the organism in Eukaryota, Metazoa, Mollusca, Gastropoda, Lottiidae.